UCGUGACAGUUGUUCUGAAAAUGAUCAAAUUAAUUUGUUUAAUAUUUUUACCCGUGGUUCUGGGUACAUUCUUUUUCCCGCCCCCGUACCGGGCACCGGUACCGAUCCUGAUACCGGCCCCGGCACCGAUCCCGAGACCGAUCCCGGCACCGAUCCCGGCACCGGCCCCGAUAGUGAUCGUGGGACCGACCCCGGCACCGAUCCCGGCACCGAUCCCGGCACCGAUCCCGGCACCGAUCCCGGCACCGGCCCCGGCACCGGCCCCGAUAGUGAUCGUGGGACCGCCCCCGGCACCGAUCCCAGCACCGAUCCCAGUACCGACCCCGGCACCGAAGCCGGUACCGAUACCGGCACCGAAGCCGGUACCGACCCCGGCACCGAAGCCAGUACCGACCCCGGCACCAAAACCUAUUCCAAAUAAUGAGGUAACUUAUACAUUCCAUACCAAUGCUGCAACCUUCGAGGAUGCUAAGAAGAUUUGCAAACAAGAAGGUGGAAGAAUUGCUGUCGUUACCUCCAAGGCAGUAGAGGAUAAAUUGGUGCAAAUAUUCCGGAGUGCAGGACCUAUCAAAAACGCGUAUAUGGGGUGGGAUAAACAAGCUUUCAUCGGGAUGCAUUACACAAAUGGCAAGUGGCUGACAUUGGAUGGCAAGCCUGCUCCAUACAUUAAUUGGAGUACCACCUGGUAUGGAGGACAACCAAGUAACCCUGCUUGGCAAAGCUGUGGUAGUUUGUUAAAGCAAGGAGCAAUGGAUGAUGUGCAGUGUGGCAUCCCGCUUGCGUUCUUCUGUGAGAAAACACUCCCUUGUGAUUGCGAUGUUUAAUUUGUGUCUAUUGUUCUUCAAAUUCUUAACUUUUCACCAUUUUUUUUACAAUUCGUUAUUGUUAAGAUCGUGUAAGUUUACCUAGAUUUAUGAGGUUGUCGCAGAUUGAGUAUUUUGCGACCUUUAUUCAAAUGCUCUUUUUGUUGGUAUUGAUUGUCGCAUCAUGUAGCAACACCCGUUGGUUGAGCUGAUUGCUAAUUGACUCAUGCCUGCUGGCUGUCAGAGUAGACCUUCUCCAACUAGUGUGGUCCUUUUUAAACAUACCACUACAGAAUGAACUUGCACGGUCUUAUCAUUUUAAUUUACUUUGUCUCAAUUUCAAAAGAAUCUGACAUCUAAAAUCGUCUUGAUGUUUCUUGUCAGAGUAGCCAUCGUCAUUUAGGCUAUUUACAGUAAAUAAAUAUAAUUUCAUAUCAUUAAUUUUAAUAUAAAUCCUUCAAUAAUGUAUCUCUUUGAU
Messenger RNA from Spodoptera litura, 1281 nucleotides. RefSeq lists its product as uncharacterized. NCBI's taxonomy places the organism in Eukaryota, Metazoa, Arthropoda, Insecta, Lepidoptera, Noctuidae. The record is from RefSeq and is a predicted model, not a curated record.